Messenger RNA from Serpula lacrymans var. lacrymans S7.9, 2583 nucleotides. RefSeq lists its product as uncharacterized. The record is from RefSeq and is a predicted model, not a curated record. The transcript is spliced from 5 exons. Gene Ontology annotation, molecular function: RNA polymerase I general transcription initiation factor activity; RNA polymerase I core binding. Gene Ontology annotation, biological process: transcription initiation at RNA polymerase I promoter. The coding region runs from base 10 to 2340 and encodes 776 amino acids. Gene Ontology annotation, cellular component: nucleus. NCBI's taxonomy places the organism in Eukaryota, Fungi, Basidiomycota, Agaricomycetes, Boletales, Serpulaceae.
AACCAAGUCAUGAGCAUUAUGGAUCCACAUUCAAGGCUUUCCCAGUUCAACCAUAGAACACCAAAGUCAGGUCCAGUAUCGUCAGUAAAUCGCUUUAUGGAUCCACAGCCAAAAGUUACACUCGAGAAAUUCACAAAACGUUCAUCAUCGAAACCAUCACCUGCAAAUACAUCGUCCUUGUUCACACAGCGCCCAAUAGCAACCAACUCACGGGUAAAACAGGACGAAAAAUAUAAAAAAGACCUAUAUCUCGCGUUUGUCAAUGAUGCAUUGCAGCAGAAACUCAAUGGUCGCAGUGAGGCUUUUGAUCAGCUAGUAGACCAGUUCAACCCCAAGAAUAUUGCUGGUGAUGGCGCUGUUCCAUCCGCUCAACUUCGAUUGUGGAUAGUGGCUCUUUCACAUGUCCUCUCUCGUCUGGAGAGGCGCCACUCAGCCCUCGUAGAAGCCAUUGUCAACAUGCCAUGGACAACGAUGGAUACUGUUUUUGUAAAGUCAUACACCGUUUUUAUUGGAAUGCUCCUGAGUGCAAGACCAGAAUAUCUGUCUCUCGUCCUGGGCAAAAUAGCACAAGACUUGACUUAUCGUCAUCCUGAGAGUUCUUCCGGCCCCUUGACUCGUCGAGUCAUUUACGAUCGACUACACUACCUUCUGCAGCACCUUCUUUCACUCAUCCCAACGUUACCGUCUACCCUACAACCCUUACUUGUACGAAAUUUCCCCCACAAGCGUCAGCCACAAGUGGCUCAAGUGGCCUACAUUCGUAACCUCCUUCGAGUGACAGAAUAUUGCCCCGAGCUUGCCGAUCGCAUAUUAGCUACAAUUAUAGAUCGUGCGAUACAAGUAGAUGUGGAAAUACAAGUUGAGUUGGAGGAGCUUGAAGAGGAAGACCCGCAGGAUCACGACGAAAUAUUCGAGUUAGACCCUUUUGAUACUGUCGUGGGACAGGAGGGUGAUGACGAGCCGGAGUCGGAAAGCGACGGUGAAGAUGGAUUUGAUGAUCUAAGUGACUUGUCUUCCGAUGAUGGUGAUGCGGAGGAAACAGGAAACCCAGACAUACAUCGAGAUGCUAAACAUAUUCACGACAUGGUCAACAAGCUAGAUGCCAUACUCAAACUCAUAUUCGAUCACUUCAACCGCCUGCAUGCAGCCGCAGCCGCACCUGCAACUGCAACUGCAACUUCACCUUUUCCAAGUUCUCCCGCCACCCCUCGAUUCACCUCACCACCGUCAGCGCUAGACAUGCCGGACUUCCCCGCAUCGCCUGCCCCUUUGUCGUUUGAACGAGGUCGCGCUCUCCGUCGUUCCCAGUUCCACACUCUUCUCUCUAUAUUCGACCGCACCAUCAUCCGCACAUUUAAAUCCCGUUAUACUCAAUUCCUCAUCUUUUGGUACUCCUCCCUCGACCCAGAGUUCAGUGACCUUUUCCAAGGCAUGUUGGUCGAAAAAGCUCUGCUCACGCAAGAUCAACCGGCAGUCACGCGCGCAGCUGCUGCAAGUUACAUAGCGUCGUUCGUCAGCCGAGCCCAAUUUGUCGAUCGCGACGGCACACGAAGGGUUAUGAGCGUGCUAUGUACUUUCCUCCAGAGUCAUCUUGAUGCUUUCGAUGUGAUAUUACAAACAGGACAGGAGCUACCCAGUGUGGCGCACCACAGCGUGUUUUAUGCCGUUACUCAAGCAGUGUUCCUUAUAUUUUGCUUCCGAUGGAGGGAUCUGCAAGAGGAUGAGGGAGAUGUGGACGAAUCACUUGGAACGGCUAGCUCCGGCAAGAAAUGGAUGCCAGAGUUGAGCAUCGUGCAGCGGGUGUUGACAUCUCUACUUAAUCCACUCAAGGUCUGUUCAUCGAACGUGGUAAUGCAAUUUGCGCGCGUCGCACAGGCCACCGAUUUCGCCUACUGCUACUCGAUUCUCGAGGUCAAUAAGCGUUCCGAUUAUAACCCCACUCCAGGACAGAGGUCCAGGGCUACAAUAGAUGGCGAGUCGUUAAACGCGGAACUCAAUACGUUUUUCCCAUUCGACCCGUAUAGACUACCUAAAUCCAGCCCUUACAUACAGGGCGUAUAUAGAGAAUGGUCUUCCGUAGCCAUUGAUGAAGACGACGACGAAGAUGAUGAUGAUGAUGAUGAUGGUGAUGAAGAAGAAGAGGACAUCUAUGACAUAUACUCUGACAGUCUCAAAAGUGCAGAAGACAACAAUCAUGGGCUAACGAGAUCUGGUCAUCUCGCUAUUCCAAAGCCGGAACCACUCCAAAAUCUUUCUGACGCAGAUGGCCUUGGAGAGUCUUUUGGGGGCAUGAGCAUCAGUCCAGCACAACCCAAAAUUCCCGUACUGCUUGUCUCGUAGCAUUCGUGUCGCAUGUACAUACUACCUCUACACUACAGUGUAUGUGUAUCAUGUUUUCGUAUGUAUGAUGCGUCCGUGAACGGGUCUUUUAUAACCAUACACCCUCAUGAUGAGAAGAAAGUCGUCUUGUAAAAUAUCUAACCAGAGUAUUAUAUCAACUUCAAUUGUAAGUAAUGAAGGUACGAUAGCAGGUACGACGCAAUAAUGAAGAUACAUCACCCUAAGCUGAAGAUGGCUGAGAGU